Echinops telfairi (small Madagascar hedgehog) is the source of this 2257-nucleotide messenger RNA. It is a transcript of the gene RAD18, whose product is annotated as RAD18 E3 ubiquitin protein ligase. Gene Ontology annotation, biological process: protein monoubiquitination; DNA damage tolerance. The coding region runs from base 1 to 1515 and encodes 504 amino acids. NCBI's taxonomy places the organism in Eukaryota, Metazoa, Chordata, Mammalia, Afrosoricida, Tenrecidae. Gene Ontology annotation, cellular component: nucleus; Rad6-Rad18 complex. The transcript has 13 exons. The record is from RefSeq and is a predicted model, not a curated record. Gene Ontology annotation, molecular function: single-stranded DNA binding; ubiquitin protein ligase activity.
AUGGACACGCUGGCCGAGCCCCGAUGGCCCCCGGCCUUGGGCGUCAUGAAGAAACUAGAUGACUUGCUGCGAUGUGGGAUUUGCUUUGAAUAUUUCAACAUUGCCAUGAUGAUUCCCCAAUGCUCACAUAACUACUGUUCUCUCUGUAUCAGAAAAUUUCUGUCCUAUAAAACUCAAUGCCCAACUUGCUGUGUGACCGUCACAGAGCCGGACCUGAAAAACAACCGCGUAUUAGAUGAACUGGUAAAAAGUUUGAAUUUUGCACGGAGUCACCUGUUGCAGUUUGCUUUGGAGUCCCCGCCCACCUCUCCUGCUGCCGCUUCCUCAAAGAACCUUGCCAUUAAAGCGUCCACUCCUGUGACCUCCAGACAGUCACUAAAGUUGGGAAGCAAGUUCAUGGACAGUUUCUUGACCCGAGAAAUCGGGGGUUCUACAUCGGAGCUGUUGUUAAAAGAAAACAAAAGGCAAUCCAGCCAUCCCAAAGAGGCCACCACUUUUGCCAGGAACAAAGAGACACCUUCUGUGGAAAAGACACCUCCAGGACCCUCAGGUGUCAGUGUUCCGGAGACACCCUCUACAUCCACUGCAAAGCAAGCCACCAAAGUGGAUUGCCCUGUGUGUGGGGUUAAUAUUUCAGAAAAUCACAUAAAUAAGCACUUAGAUUGCUGCUUGUCACGUGAAGAGAAGAAAGAGAGCCUGAGAAGUUCUGUUCAAAAAAGAAAGCCGCUGCCCAAAAUUGUGUACAACUUACUCUCUGAUCGUGAUUUAAAGAAAAAGCUAAAACUACACGGAUUAUCGACGCAAGGAAAUAAGCACCAGCUCAUGAAAAGGCACCAAGAAUUUGUGCACAUGUACAAUGCCCAGUGUGACUCUCUGCACCCUAAACCAGCUGCUGAAAUAGUUAAAGAAAUUGAGAACGUGGAGAAGACUAGGAUGCGUCUUGAAGCUAGUAAACUCAACGAAAACGUCAUGGUUUUUACAAAGGAUCAAACCGAAAAGGAAAUAGAUGAAAUCCAUCGCACGUAUCGUAAAAAACAUCAGAAUGAAUUUCACCUCCUGGUAGAUCAGGCCAAAAAAGGAUACAAGAAAACCAUUGGCGUGUCAAAAAACAAAGUUACAAAAAAGGAAGAGGAAUCUACAGAAAAUCUGUUGCCUGUGCACAUGGGACAGCAAGAUAAUGAAAUGAAAUUAUCCGGCAUGCCCUUGGUAACAAACCAUUUCCCUCUGUCAGAGCUGGACUCCCCGGGGAAGUUGGAGCCUGACAGAUCAGACGACUCUUCCAGCAGUACUGAUGUUCCGGAAGAGGCUUCUUCCCCACUUCAGUCGGAUUCCUGCAAUAGUUCUAGUUCAGACAUCAUAAGAGAUCUCCUAGAAGAAGAAGAAGCCUGGGAAGCAGCACAUAAAAGGGAUCUUCAAGAUGGCGAAAGAAGUCCAAGUGCAAACUGCCGCAAGAGAGCGGCUGAACACACCUCCCCCGAGACUGAACCAAGAAAUAAACACAGUAGGGGGCGUUAAAGUGGGCUUUGCCUGACUUCCGGUGCAAUGUUAGACAUAGAGGGCUUUGGGUUGCUAUCUAGAAUUCACAGUUUUAAAGGUCUCAGGUUGUUAAAUUCUAAGUGUUAUGGUUGACUGAUUUUCAUGCCUCACUGCCUUUGCCAAUUUUUUUUCUCAAAACAAAACAUCUUCACGUGGUCAGUUACCGCCUACUUCCAAAGCUUCUCUUCCUGAAAAAUGCUCAUAGCUACCCGUUCACUGGCUUUGCAGAUGAGGACCCUUGGAUGACGGUUUUGUUCUGUGUUGUUUGUAUUUAAAUUUCAGAAUGUGUUUGAGAAUGUUCGUCUUUUCCAUGGAGAAGCCAGCUUCGGAAAAGGGUUGUUUUCAGCCUCUCUCCCGCAUGGCGCUGCUGUGGGAGGAAGCAUUUCUCUGCGUUGCAGAAAGGCUGGAUGUCUUCCAAAAAAAAAGGCUGGAUGUCAUAGUUCAAACCCAUAGUUGUCUGUAAGCACCCAGUUACACGAUUGUUGCUGUCCAAGUGUAAGUUUAAUGUAGUCCGGGUUAGAUGUGUCCAUUCCACAGAGUAGGCUGUCAACAUUUGGAUGUUUAAGUCGCAAAGAAGAACUUUGAAUCAUUGGUCAUAUUCUUCUGAAAUGCUACUUAGAAAUGAUUGCUGUUCGGUUUGUUUCACUGGAUAAAUAGACUAACACUUUGAAUGAUGGGUAUUUAACAUCAAGUGUACAAUAAAUGGAAUCUUUAAAGUGAA